Messenger RNA from Cornus florida, 1173 nucleotides. Its product is annotated as transcription termination factor MTERF15, mitochondrial-like. Bases 1 to 1173 code for a protein of 390 amino acids. Gene Ontology annotation, molecular function: double-stranded DNA binding. Gene Ontology annotation, cellular component: chloroplast. Gene Ontology annotation, biological process: regulation of DNA-templated transcription; chloroplast organization. The record is from RefSeq and is a predicted model, not a curated record. Lineage: Eukaryota; Viridiplantae; Streptophyta; Magnoliopsida; Cornales; Cornaceae. The transcript has a single exon.
AUGUUUAAUUUCAUAUUCAAAUCUUUCCCUUAUUUGAGGUGUGUUGUUGUAUCUACUUCACCUACCCACAAACUGCAUUUUCUUCAACACUACCCAUUAUCUUCUUCAUCAUCAGCACUCAAAUCCGUAUCUAGCACUCCAAAUCUACACUCAUUCACUGUCGACUACCUCAUAAAAUCAUGUGGGUUUCCUCCAGAAAAGGCUCUCUCGGCCUCCAAAUACACGAACUUCGAAACUCCAGACAAACCAGACUCUGUUCUCACGCUCUUCAGAAACCAUGGAUUCACAGAUACCCAAAUCUCAGUUCUCAUCAGAAAACUCCCUCGGCUACUCUUGUCUGAUCCCGAGAAUACCCUUUUACCCAAAAUCGAAUUUUUCCACUCUAAAGGUUUUUCAACCCAAGACAUUACCAAAAUAGUGUCUGCAGCACCAGGUGUUUUGAGAAGAAGUUUGGAAAACCAAAUCAUCCCGGCGUACAAUUUUUUCAAGGCAUUGCUGAAGACCGAAGAAAAAACGAAACUUGUUAUUAAACGCUUUGCUCGGAUUUUGUUGUAUGAUGAUCUUCACAUAUAUGUAAUACCCAAUAUUGAAGCUCUCAGAGAAAUAGGUGUGCCCGAAUCGAAUAUUGUGGGUCUCUUUACCAUGCAACCUAGAGCUUUCAUCAUGACUAAUACUGAUAGGUUUAAGGAGAUUGUGGAGGAAGUAAAGAAAAUGGGUUUUAACCCUACAAAAAUGAUGUUUGGUGCUGCAAUUCAUGCACUGAGGGCAAUGAGUAAAUCAACUUGGGAAAAGAAGGUGGAGGUUUUUAAGAAGUGGGGUUUUUCUGAGGAUGAUAUUCUGGUGGCUUUCAGGAAGCAUCCACGGUUUAUGGAGGCAUCAGAGGAUAAGAUUAUUGGGUUAAUGGAUUUUUUUGUCAAUAGAAUGGGUUGGGAGUCUUCAAUUGUUGCGAGGAGGGCAAAGCUUGUUAGCUUGUGCUUGGAGAGGAGGAUCAUUCCAAGGUGUUUUUUUUAUCAAAUUCUGUUGUCGAAAGGUUUGAUUAAGAAGGGUCUUGGCUUGAUUCAGAUGUUGGACUCUACUGAAAGUUACUUCCUAAAGAAGUAUGUGAAAAAAUAUGAGGAAGAAGCUCCUGAGCUUUUGAAGUUAUAUCAGGACAGGUUGAAUCUUUCAAAGUAA